Wallemia ichthyophaga EXF-994 is the source of this 1317-nucleotide messenger RNA. RefSeq lists its product as uncharacterized. The record is from RefSeq and is a predicted model, not a curated record. The transcript has a single exon. The coding region runs from base 1 to 1317 and encodes 438 amino acids. Lineage: Eukaryota; Fungi; Basidiomycota; Wallemiomycetes; Wallemiales; Wallemiaceae.
AUGUCAUCAUCGCCAUCACCAUCACCCCCACCCAUCCACACCAAACAAACCAACCAAUCAGAGAUCAACACCAAAUGGUCUAACAUUCCCAGUCUCACUAAGAACCAAUUCAGAAUGUUCAUUGUCCGGCUCAUACGGCAAACCCCCCCUGCACGCGCCAACGACAGGUACCAGGAGACCCUUCGUAAUCUAUUUACCCAAUUAUCCACCUCCCUCGAAUCUCAACUCCACCAGCUCAAAGUACCCCCGCCGCCAAACUCCCUACGCAGCACACAAGCGCGUAAAUUCAAACCUGGCUGGCUUUUCACCACAGACUCAACCGUCGACCUCCAGUCGGUUGCUAACUCUCUCGAAUCCCGCCUCCGUCCACUCGAGGAUGGCGUGGAUAAGUUGAAACAUCAGCUCGGCGUGCACAACCGCGAGCUCGAGCGUAGAGAGCAUAGGCUGCAGCAGUACACGCGCACGGUCAACAGUCUGACUGAAGAGUUGGACAGUGUCGAGGCCACGAGAAUGCAUCCCCAAUUAAAGAGGGCGUUUGACCAUGAUGAGGAGGAUGAUAAUUAUUCUCACAAUAACGCCCAUCGCAAGAGCCGUAGACAUCUCCUCUCUUCCGCCGAAGAAACCAUCUACCAGCACGCUCAACGACAGCACCUGCAGCCAAUCUACGACAUACGCCACCCACACUCCACCAACAACAAGGAUAACGAUAACGACGAGAAGAACUCUCACACCUACUCCAAAGAAGAUGAUGACUAUUUGCACGCCGCUCUAGCUCCUCUCCUCCCUCGCUUACAGGUGCUCGAAAACACCGCCAUAGCAAAUAACGAUCCUCUCCUCGUGGCAGCGGAGAUGCGCGAUAUUAUGGAAUCUUUUUACACGUCGAGGAGGAAAUAUAAUGAUCCAGAGGCGUUUGACUGGUUCGAUGAGCCCCCGUUGGAGGUUUACGAGCCUCACCAACAGAGCCCGUUGAGCGACGCGCAGCAUGUUCACAGUCCCGUCUCUGACGUGUCCACUGAUGACGACUUUAUCGCUGAAUUCAAUCGUGUGCAGCCUCAAGAUAGCGACAGCGACAGCAACAGUGACAACGACAGCAACGACUCACACUCCCCUGACUCAGACGUUAUCGCUUCCUCCGAUUACUCCUCACAUAAAGGCAGCCCACCGCCAAAACGCUCGCGAUCGGUAAUCCCUCUCGGGCCUGAUCUGUCUCCGCGUGGCAGCGUGAGUGGGAGCAACGACAGUGAGAGUGAGAGUGAGAGCAGUAAUCAUUUACAGCCACAGUCACACACACACACUAAUCCACUGCAAUCUCCGUAA